ACAUAAUUGCCGUUGAGGUUGAGGCAUUUAUCAUACCAGUGGGCCAGCCUAUAAAAACUCUCUAUACAUGAAUGAGUUCAAGUCGACUAAUGACGUUGUUUUGUAGUUCGUUAUAGUUUGGAAGCUCUGCCCUCAAAGUCUUGUCUUGAGAUUGGUUAAAGGUAAUUUACUAGUGGCCAAGUCAGGUUUGUAUGAUAUGAUCAAAACUAUUCCAUUUGAUUUACUGGAGAAGUCGUUUUGGUUGCACCUUCACUGUGAGCCCGAGUUGACCCGUCUUUCGGAGAAGACGAUAAACCGUCGGUCCCGACUACCUGAAAAGUAGUCGUCAUCUCUCAUAACCCUCUCACCCCCCAUCCCUCUCACUCUUUAACCACGCACAAGCCAAAGAGCUUAUGUGGGGGGCAUCACCCUCGAUAUUAUCAUUAUUGUCAUGGUUCUAAACGUUUCCGGAAAUUAUUUCAACUGACGUAUUUAAUUUUCCGACAUCAUUCACGCACAAUAUCAUCACUCAUAACGUUUCCUGCAAAACUUGAAUCAUUCUUCGGUAGAUUUACGCUGAAGUAUUGUAUUUUGCUUGCAAAAACGAAUAACGCUACCAAAAUUUUCGCGGGAGGCUCAAUUGAGGCGGCCAUGCUUCAUGUCUAUAACUCGACAACAAUUGAGAAUCUAUCUGGCCGCACCGGUCAACAGGGCGUUUGGUGGGAUGAGAAGCUGUUCAGCUCUGUGAAAAUCAACUCCUUAUCACUGAUCCAAGUGUCUGUCUUUUAUGAUUUAUGUAAUCGGAGGUUGAAAAAAAUGACCCUCGUAUAAUUCAGAUUCAUAAAAAUAUUCUAUUAUUCAUUCAACCAGGUAAAUUACAUCCUGAUCAAAUGUGUCCAAAUUAUAGUAUAACCACUCAAUGAUAAUUAUGAGUUGAAAAAAUAGGGCCGAGGCACACGAGGCGUUUUUUCAGACGAGUCGGUACAAGAGAGGAAACUCUCCGAUUGGCUGAUUCUCGAUGCGCCAACCCAGUCAGUCAAUCAGAGAGCUUCCUGUCCUGUGCCGACUUGUCUAGAAAAACGCCUCCUGUGUCUCGGCUCCAACUCAUCCACCUUCUGUUGAUGCUGUUGAAUUAUCACUUAUCAUUGUAAACAAUCUUUCAUUCGGCCCUAAAAGUAAUUUUGGAUGAAACCUUUGGAAAAUUGAUGUUUUUUCUUUCCUAUAUUUUGUUUCAUCAGCAACCACCAUGAACAAACUAUACUCCGUACAAAAUUACUUCAGACUUAGAGGAAUUUGCGGCGCAGAGAAAUGGAGGGAGAUCAGCCAAUUACAGUGAUGGAUAGUCAUAGGAAGAAGCGCAGUUGUCAAUUUGUUGAUUAAACUCAGUCGACUGAGCGCUUCCAGAGAGGAAACAUGCGUAUCAUGAGCGCUUGAAGACUCACUAGAAAUUAGAGAACGCUGGCCGGCUAAAAACGGAAACAUAGCCGCCAUUGGAUCUCUGCCGCAGUAUGCCUUCUUUGCUGCGCAUGUCCAUCCCAACUUUAACGUUUCCUCUAGGCCUACCUUCCCUUCCCUUCAAAUUUGAAAGCGCACUCGAAGCAGAAAAUGCAUUGGUUGAAGCAGAAAUGGAGAGGAUGAGAAAACAGUUCGAGAAGAAAAGGAAGUUCAGAUGUAUGAAAUGUUCUACAAACUAUGAGUUCAGUUGGGAUUCUAAAAAAUUCGUAUUCAAAAAAUUUGAAACUCUCAGGAAACCAGAAAUUGUCAAAACAGCUAGGCCUAUAUUUUCAUGUCCUUAUUGUCCUUAUAAAGCUAGAAUGAGAAACAAUCUCAAAAGGCAUUUAGUAGCACAACAUAAAGACCAUAAGUUCAAGUGUUGAGAAAUGAAUUUUUGGUACAAAUAAGAAAGAUUUAGAAAAUAAAAUCACAGUUUUUUUACUUGCAUAUUUCUAUCUAGACACAAUUUAAAUUGACUAGAACUUAACUAAUAAGUGACGAUGUGUGUGCUAUGAUUGAAAUCAUAGUUUUAUGUGAAUAAAACCAUAAAACAUUCAUACUUCCUCGACUUUUUCUAUGAUAAAACUCUGUUCUCAUAGAAAAUGUUAAAAUCAUUAUUUUUUGUCAUUGUGAAUUGUUCAUGGUAUAUAUAGUUAAUACUUCAACAAGGUGUUGGAUAUUAGAAGUUUUAAAAUGUUCAUAUUAGUUUAAGGUGUUAAAAUUUGUAAAAACUUCAUAUUAGUUUUAGAUAUAAGAAUGUUUAAAAAAUUAUAUUAGUUUUAGAUGUCAGAAGUUUUCAACCUGCCAAUAUAUAGGAAACUUAACACUGUGUUAAAGCCUUGACUUUAUUAUAGCAAAUAAUUUAUAAUUAUUAAUAAAUUUUAACAUAAUAUAUUAAUGUUUGUACUACACUUGUACAAACUGAUAACAGUACUAUAGUUUUGAAUUAUUAUUCUCAACUAUAAGUAAAUAAAUGAACUUGUAACAUUAUUAUCUUAUUUUUAUAUUUGUGAAUUUGAUUAAAAUCCAAGAUGG
Messenger RNA from Nilaparvata lugens (brown planthopper), 2508 nucleotides. RefSeq lists its product as uncharacterized. The record is from RefSeq and is a predicted model, not a curated record. Bases 1488 to 1856 code for a protein of 122 amino acids. Lineage: Eukaryota; Metazoa; Arthropoda; Insecta; Hemiptera; Delphacidae. The transcript has 2 exons.